Molecule: messenger RNA, 3667 nt
Organism: Lucilia cuprina (Australian sheep blowfly)
Lineage: Eukaryota; Metazoa; Arthropoda; Insecta; Diptera; Calliphoridae
Gene: Tcs4
Product: probable tRNA N6-adenosine threonylcarbamoyltransferase, mitochondrial
Exons: 4
Coding region: 2389-3615 (408 amino acids)
Biological process (GO): tRNA threonylcarbamoyladenosine modification
Cellular component (GO): mitochondrion
Source: RefSeq, a predicted model, not a curated record
AAUAAUUUAUCUAUAAUUAUAAUGAAAAUUAAUACCAACAACAGAAUUGAGUAUUGAAAACAAAAUAAAAAAAUUAAAAAAGAAAACAUUAUUAUAAACCACAAAAAUAUAGUUAUUUAACAUUAAAAGUCUACCUAAACAUUAUUAUUUCCGUUUAUUACUCUUAUUUAACUUUACGUUAAUUUAAUUUGUUUUAACAGUUUUUCCCACUCUAAACCACAAAUUUAUUAUUAAAUAAAAUAAAUCAAAUUCCACAAAACACAACUCUAACUAUUCAAAUAUUUCUCUCUCUCUCUCUAUCUAACUAUUUCCCCCCUCAUGCAAAAGCAGCACUUUGUCUUUAUAAGGUGUGUUAUAAUUAAUAAUUAAAACAAAACAAAAAAAAUUAAAAUUAAUCUAAAGUGAAACACAAAACGUGCAUAAACAAGAAAAAAUAGUAAGAAAAAAAAAGUAAACAAAAAUGAUUCUAGUUCUCUCGUCGUAAUGAACUAAUGCAUUUUUUUAAUUUAAAUUAAAUAAAAAAAGUAUAUUAAAAUAUAUUAAUCAUUAAUAAUAAAAGCAAAAAAACAUAUUUUUAUAUAUACAAUUAUCAAUUUUUACAUUAUAUUUUAGUUUUAGACAUUGUAAUUAUUGAUUUCAGAUAUUAUAAUAAAGAAUAAAACCAAGAAAUAAUAAAAAAAUCUACAUUUUUGUUCCUUUUCUUUACUUUAUACCUUUUUUUCUUUUGUUUAUUAUCGUUUUGUUUAUCUCUGUAAAAAACAAGAAUUCUAAGUGCUACAUUUAAUAUGCAUAAGCGCCAAAAUUGUUUAAUAUUUGUUUUUACAAAUUGGCCUUAGAAUGAGGUCUUCAUAAGGUUCCAGGACCUUUCGAAGCAAAUUUAUCGUGCAAACGACAACACUUCUGUUGAUAUAAUAGCUUAAACUAAACAAUUUUUAAUACGUCGGUUUUGCAUUUAGGACUAAGCCAAGAAAUUGGGAUACUCCUAUAUAAAUCCGUUGGUAGGAUUAUAAACCGUGAUAUUAAUCGGCAAGGUCUAUGCGGGAUAAGAAAGUGUUGAGCCUGUUGCUAAAUCUCGAUCUCAGUUCUAACAGAGCAACUCUUGUUUUUCAAUAAAAUUCAAUACAAAGUCUUUUUCAGAAACCAUAAAUCGUAACAGGUGUAGGGUAUCAUACGGUUGGCUACGCCCGACAAUACUUUCUUAGUUUAGUUUAAAAGGGUUGUAUAUUAAUGUAUACAUCCACUCGGAGACCCAAAGGUCAUUGUGGAUUCCUUUAAUAAAGAACAAGGAGAAAUCAAAAGAAGACAAGAGAAAAAAAUGAGAAGAGUGUGAUUUUCCCUACAAAAAGAGAACAGAGAAAGGAAGUGGUCAUGGAAGGGAAAUCCUUAAUUGUCUGUUAUCUGAAAAUCCAAAAAAUUCCCCUGAUGAAACCUAUAAUAUUGCCUAGGUUGCACCCUGCGACAUCUCCUAGUUCAUCGUGGAAUCCUUUACCUAGCCAUUUCAGUCUCAGACUCUGUAAUCUGCGACGGUGGCAUAAAAUAUGCCCUACUGUCUCCAGAUCCUCUUCGUCCGCACACAACCUGCAAAAAUCCUGUGUGUUACCGACCCCAUUACCUCUAAAGGCUCCAAUUGAGCAGUGUUCGGUUAUUACCCCUACUAAAAUCCUUAUACUCUUUCUGUCCAGUCCUAAUAGCAUUCUUGUUGCUUUUGGAUUUAAUUAGUAUAUAGUAAUGACAAAUCGGGGGUUUUACCGAACCGACCCUUCUAUCGAGCUCCAAAUCCGAACCCUGUCGGGCCAAUUCAUCUGCAAUCUCAUUAGUGUCCCGGUAUCCAACACAGGCUUAAUGUGUAUAACCUGACUUACACUUCCAGGUCCCUUUUGCAGCUGUUUACCAAGCUAGAAUGUAACGUUUUACACUGCAAAGCUGUAAGAGCUGCCUGACUAUUAACAUAAAUCGUCACUUCCGACCCCCUAGUAAUGUGUGUCUUAAUAAUAUACAUGGAUUUCCAUAUAGCCAGGAUUUCCGCUUGGUUCAAAGGAAAUUCUCGUCCUAUUUAUAUAGCAAGCUUGAAACCUUUGAACACUUUGCAACAAGAGUUUUUUUUGUGGUAAAAUUGAGCGUUUAAAUGGUCUUCACAAGGGUAUAAUUCUUUAAAGUAUUAUAUGGCCUCCUCAAGAGAUUAAACUGUAAUUAAAACUGUUAAGUUUUAACGGUCUCGACCAGGGUAAAAAAAAUUUCUUUCUGUGUAAAACAUAUGUUUCACAGCUGUGUUUGUUUUGGCCGUUGUCUUUUCCUUUUGAUAAGUAGUGAGUGGUGAAUGUGUAUUUGUUGUGUUUACAUUAGUAGUUUUUCUACUCUCUAUUAUUAAUACUACUUUUAUAAGUGAAAAUGUUAUUAAAUUGUAAAAAAUUAUUGAAUUAUAAAUGCUAUAGAAAUCUGGCGACUAUUUCCAAUAGAAACUUAUGUGUUUUGGGUAUAGAAACUUCAUGCGAUGACACCGGCAUUGCUGUUGUUCGCCAUGAAAAUGGUCAGAAUACAGUGUUGGCAAACGUCUUAAAUUCACAACAAAGUUUUCAUAUAAGAUAUGGCGGUAUAAUACCACCACGAGCACAAGAUCUUCACAGGUCAAAAAUUGCCAAUGUAUUUGAACGCUGCCUUAAAGAAUCAAAUCUUAAAGCUGAAGAUAUCGAUGCUAUUGCCGUUACAACUAGACCAGGUUUACCAUUAAGUCUACUAGUUGGUUUACGUUUUGCCCGUUAUGUAGCGCGUUUAUAUAAUAAACCUUUGAUACCGGUACAUCAUAUGAAAGCUCAUGCUUUACAAGCACGCAUGGAGUAUGAUAUACCAUAUCCUUUUCUAUGCCUUUUAAUAAGUGGUGGUCACAGUCAAUUGUGUUUUGUUAAAUCUGCGGAAGAGCUUCUGUUAUUAGGUGAAAGUUUAGAUGAUGCUCCUGGUGAAGCAUUUGAUAAAAUUGCUCGACGUUUACGGCUGUAUAUAAAUCCCAAAUAUACUAAAUGGAAUGGCGGUCAAAUUAUAGAAGAUGCUGCUAAAUAUGCCACAAAUCCUGAAGCAUUUGAAUUUCCUCUACCUUUGGCUCGUAUGCGUGAUUGUAAUUUCAGUUUUGCCGGUAUUAAGAAUAAUUCAUUUAGAGCGAUCAGGCGUCAGGAGUUGAAGGAAGCAUGUCCCCCAGAUUCGGUUAUAACAAAUUAUGCAGACUUUUGUGCGGGUCUUUUGAAUGCUAUAAGUCGUCACUUAAUGAAUCGUACUCAAAGAGCUUUAGAGUUUUGUAUAGAACGUAACUUUUUUGGCAGUGGGUCACGUUCGCUAGUAGUAUCUGGAGGUGUGGCCAACAAUGAUACAAUUUACCAUGAUAUUUCCCACUUAGCCGAGCAAUUCGAGUGCAAAACGUAUCGUCCCUCUAAACGGAAUUGUUCAGAUAAUGGUGUCAUGAUUGCUUGGAAUGGCAUAGAACAGGUUUUGAGAGACAAAAAUUGUCUUAGAUGGGAUUACAAUGACAUAGACAUACAAGGUAAAGCAGAACUAGGAAAGUCUUUAAUAAAUGAAGUCACAAACGCCAGUAUAAAAUGUAAAUGGAUACAUCAAAACAGAAGUUGAUAGCAAUUAAGUGUAGAAAUUAAAAAUCAAUAAAACAUUUGUAUAAUACGAA